UGCGGGCGGCUGUUGCUGGCGUGGCGGUUGCUGGUCGCGCAGGGAACUUUAACACGCUGGAUCCCAAAGUCCGUCUCUCUCACCUGCGCAGUUCGGAGCUGCCAUGGAUUUCGCGGCCGGAUUUACUAUCCUAAUCACACUGCCGAUCUUUCUGCAGACGAACGGCCUUUAUACUUCCAGUAGCAUAGAUUCCCUGCAGCAUGUUCUGGGGGACUAUGGAUUGGUGAAGCCCGUUCUUACUGAUGCAGAAGGCUGCUUUCUGUCCCAUGCGGUCUCGGUUGGUCCAGCAGAUGGGCAGUUCCGUAGGCGCUGGAGAAGAGAGGCGGCAUCGGCCGACCACGCCCACCAUGAGUCCCGAGGAGGCACGCCUGAGCGACUGUACUACAACGUCACCGUCUUCGGCCGGGAGUUUCACCUGCGUCUGCAUCGCAACACGCGCCUGGUGGCCCCCGGAGCCAAGAUGGAGUGGCAGGAAUCCGACGGCACGCACUCCGAGCUUUUGAAGAGCGACUGCAUGUAUGUUGGCGACAUUACAGACAUACAGGGAGCCUCCGUAGCUAUUAGUAACUGCGACGGCCUGGCAGGGAUGAUCAGAACUGAGCAGGAGGAGUUUUUCAUUGAGCCAGUGGAAACGGGACAUCAUGUGAUUGAGCAGGAGGAAGAGGAUGGUGGCCGUUCUCACAUUGUGUACCGUUCUGCUGCCGUGAAGAAGCCUCCUGUUAGCCCACUAGCAGCAGAUUUCCACUCCAAAGGUGCUGAUUUGGGCAGACUUUUGGACCUUGAGACUCUGUAUCAGGGUGUUGAACGCAGUAUAAACCAGAGCCGACGAGCCCGCAGACAGCUGCCCGAUCGGGCCUACUACAUUGAGGUUUUGCUGGGGGUGGACGACUCCGUGGUGCAGUUUCACGGGCAGCAGAAUGUGGAGAAGUACCUCCUCACUCUUAUGAACAUCGUGAACGAGAUUUAUCAUGAUCAUUCUCUCGGGGCACUAAUAAACGUGGUGCUAGUUCGGAUUGUUUUGGUCGAUGCCAGAAAAUCCAUGAACCUCAUUGAGCUGGGCAAUCCUUCUCAGAGUCUGGAGAAUGUGUGUCGCUGGGCUUUCGAACAGCAGAGGAAGGACACUAAUGAUAAAGAUUACCAUGAUCACGCCAUCUUUCUCACACGUCAAGAGUUUGGACCCACAGGGAUGCAGGGUUACGCUCCUGUCACAGGCAUGUGUCAUCCCGUUCGGAGCUGCACUCUCAACCAUGAGGACGGUUUCUCAUCUGCUUUUGUCGUGGCGCAUGAAACCGGCCACGUGUUGGGGAUGGAGCAUGAUGGGCAGGGGAAUCGUUGUGGCGAUGAGGUGCAGAUGGGGAGCAUCAUGGCCCCACUGGUGCAGGCUGCUUUCCACCGCUUCCACUGGUCCCGCUGCAGUCAACAGGAACUGGGCCGCUACCUGCAUUCGUAUGAUUGUCUCCGUGACGACCCGAUCGAGCCCAAAUGGGAGGAGCUUCCGCACCUGCCUGGGAUGGAUUACUCCAUGCACGAACAAUGUCGCUUUGACUUUGGGGCCGGAUACAUGAUGUGCACAGCGCUGCAAAAGGUGGGGCCAGCAGGAGCCCAGUAUCGCCCGUUUGACCCCUGUAAGCAGCUUUGGUGUGCUCACCCAGACAACCCCUUCUUCUGCAAGACCAAAAAAGGUCCACCCAUUGAUGGCACUAUAUGCGGUGAUGGGAAGCACUGUUUUAAAGGCCACUGUAUGCAUCUGACUCCAGACAUCAUAAAAAAGGACGGAAACUGGGGGAUGUGGAGUGAGCUUGGUGCCUGCUCUCGCCCCUGUGGAAGGGGACUACAGUUUCGCACCCGAGCUUGUGACAAUCCGCUUCCAGCAAACGGUGGACGUUCUUGCGCCGGCCCAAGCUAUCAGUUCCAGAUGUGUAAUAUGCAUGAGUGUGAGGACCUGUACCAUGACUACCGAGCCGAGCAAUGUAGCAUGAUGGACAACAAGUUUGAGUACCAGAAUACCUGGCACCACUGGCUGCCUUAUGAACAUUCCGACCCUAAGCAACGCUGCAAAUUGUUCUGUCAAUCCAAAGAGACGCGAGCUGUAGUCAACAUGCAGACUCAGGUGGAACCUGGAACACACUGCUCCUACAAAGAUCCCUACAGUGUGUGUGUGUACGGAGACUGUGAGAAAGUGGGCUGUGAUAAUGUGGUAGGAUCAGCUCUUCAGGAAGAUAAGUGCGGCGUCUGCGGGGGAGACGGAACCAAGUGCAAGACUCACAAGUUUAACUUCACCUUUGUAGAGAAGAAAGGUGUCAUUAAAGUGCUUGAAGUUCCCAGAGGGGCAAGGCAUCUCUUAAUCCAGGAACUUAAUGGAACUACUCACAUUUUAGCUGUCAGGAAUAAAGCGUUGGGUGAUUUCUUUCUCAACGCAUAUGGAGACUACCCAGAGACACGCUCAGUUAUUGAAAAAGGUCUGGAAUGGGAGUAUGAAAAUAAAAACAACAAGGACACCAUUCAAACCAGCGGACCCUUGAAAAAUGAUGUUGUUGUCAUGAUCCGAAUGCAUGGAUCGGCCAAGUUGAAGGUGUCGAUAAAAUACAUCACUGACAGUGACAGACUGAGUGACUGUGCCAAUGAGAAUAACAUGGUCCCUGAUAAUGCGGUGCCAUACUCCUGGGUGGUGAAGCGAUGGACACCCUGUUCCAAGACCUGUGGAGGAGGUAUUCAGAUGACGCGUUAUGGCUGCCGUAAAAAUGCAGAGAUGAGGAUGGUCCAUCGCAGAUUCUGUGAGAAACUCAAGCAGCCUCCGCCCCUGUUUAGAGACUGUUACCUGAGCGAGUGUGCUCAGCCCAUCUGGGUGGCUGGAGAGUGGGGUGAAUGCAGUAAGUCUUGUGGGAAGACUGGCACUCAGACACGCUCUGUACGCUGCGUCCAGCCUCUAGCCGACGGCAAGAUCAAAUCCAUCCGCAGCCGUUACUGCAGUGACGAGCGCCCAGAGUCCCGCAGAGACUGCAAUCGCAACCUGUGCCCUGCUGAGUGGAGGCUGGGCCCCUGGUCACAGUGCUCAGUGACGUGUGGUAAUGGUACGCAGGAGAGGCAGGUGCUUUGUCACACCCGUGACAACACCAUUGGACUGUGUCUGGACUCCAAACCAGCUGCAUUAAGACCCUGCAGAAUGGAUCCCUGCCCAAGGAGUACUUCUGACUUCAACAAGCACGGCAACUUCCUGAUACAGUGGUUGUCGCGUCACGACCCCAAAUACCCUGUGCAGAGGAUGUCAAAACGUUGUCAUGGUGACCGUUCUGCAUUCUGUCGCAUGGAGGUUCUGCAGCAGUAUUGCUCCAUGCCGGGCUUCCAGCGCAUGUGCUGCAAGUCCUGCAAGGUUGGCAAUUCCACAAAGACUACUUUGCCACCAUCCAAAUCGAAAAUCACCACCAAAGGACGAUCCACCACAACCCAAAGUCCUACACGCACCACGUGGACCUCCACAGCAGCCUUUUUGCCGUCUAUGGAAGGGAAAAGUGCCACAUCUGUGAGCACGCCUUGGUUAUAUACAGCCUUGGCAACAUCAACUGAUACUCACAGAUAUACAACAGCUCCCUUUUAUCUAUAUACUACAACUCCUAUCUAUAAGCAUGCUACUCCAGAACAGAGCACAUCCUUUGCCAUUAAUACACCAUCUAGGAUCAUAUCUGCACCUGGAAAUUAUGUGACCGAAUUACCUGUUAGCACUGUUUCUGCAGCAACAAGGAUCUCAUCUGCACCUGGAAAAGACAUGGCAAACAGCACCAAAUUACCUGUCAGCACUGUUUUCCCCGUCAUUUUCAGUGAUCUGAAUGAUGUUACUCUCAAUCCCAGCACCACCGUCCAGUUUAAAGAGUUUGAUGGGAGUAAUGGUGCACCAGAUGUGGACAGCAGUGCGGUAUUGCCGUCAACAACAGUGAAUGGUGUGAAUGAAAGCGAAUUGACAACCUCUGGCAAUGUGGACAUCAGCAACCCAGUGACAGCAGAGGUGUUAACAACCACUAAAGAAAGUGCACCCCUGGUACCAACCUCUAUAUCUACAACUUCCAGUACACCACUGUCCAGUACAACAGCAUCCAACACAGAUAAGAUGAGCGGACGGCCAAAUAAAGUGGAAGAAGCGAGUGAGAGCAAUGCUAUUGAUAUACCAUAUCAAAUAAUCCCAUUGGACAACGAGUUUCCUGUGAAUAACAUCAUCGCCAGGAGAGGACGCGUGUUUCUGCGUGAGAAAACACGGAAUAAGCGCAUCCAAGAACUACUUGAGGAGAAGCGAAAAUUUUUGAGGCGGAUGAAAAGAGCACAGGGGAUUUGAACCCUGUCCAGUUUCUCUUAUAGAGAUACAGCUGCCAAAUGCAACUUUUGUAUCCAGAUUUCAUCUUGGUAUUUGGGUCAAGACCUGGAAAAUGGCCAAAAUAUUGCAGUGAACUGAUGCUUUUUCCCUCUUUUAAUAACAUGGCAAACUGAUCUUUGUGGAACAAAACCACUAGCAAGUGUUUGCACAGUUACUACGAACCUCAACAACGUCCUUUUAGGAGGUUUCACUGAAGGAUCUUCUAAUUCAAAGUGAUUUAUCAUUUUAAAGGCUUAGUUCAUCCAACCUCAUGUCUUUCCAAACCUGUAUGACUUUCUUCCUGCCAUGGAAAACAAACACAGAGAUUUAGCCAUUCUUUACACCAUUUUCCAUAUUAAAUAGGUGAAUGGUAGUGAGGAGCUGUGAAGCUCCAAAAAUGACAAUAAAACAUCAUACAAGUUAUCUUCGAAGUCUUCUGAAGCCAUGUGGUAUUUUGCGAGAAACAAGUAAUUUUUCACAGACAGCAUCAUGAAUCUUUAAAAUCACUCACAUUCCAGGAUAUUCAAAUAUGGUUCAUUAAGAUUUUUAUGGUACUUUUAUGGUUCUGUUUUGUCUAUUUUGAAAGCUUGACUGCUUCUUGUCCCCAUCCCCUUUCAUUUCAUGUUUGGGUGAUCUAAAAAUCAUAGAGAGUUAUCAUUUGCACAAAUCUGUGCUUCUCAACAUGUUUUUGCCCAAAUAUGCUCAAUGACUGAUAUAGAUGAUAGGCACAUACUGUAUUAUUUGUAAAUUAGCAUAGAUUUAUUUUUUCAGUUGGCACCAGUCUGAAAUGUUCAUGUUGGCUAGGGCAGCGGUCACCAAACUAAGUCCUGGAGGGCCGGUGUCCUGCAGAGUUUCUCCAACUCUGAUUAAACA
Messenger RNA from Sinocyclocheilus grahami, 5215 nucleotides. RefSeq names its product A disintegrin and metalloproteinase with thrombospondin motifs 2-like. Lineage: Eukaryota; Metazoa; Chordata; Actinopteri; Cypriniformes; Cyprinidae. Gene Ontology annotation, cellular component: extracellular matrix. The coding region runs from base 104 to 4324 and encodes 1406 amino acids. The record is from RefSeq and is a predicted model, not a curated record. Gene Ontology annotation, biological process: extracellular matrix organization; proteolysis. The transcript has 23 exons. Gene Ontology annotation, molecular function: metalloendopeptidase activity.